AUGUCCCUGCGUCCUCUCGGAUAUCAAUGCAACCUAUCCUAUGCGCAAUUCUUCCGCAAUGGACCACAAACAAGACAUACUAUAACACAACACUUAAGAUCAUUUUCUGGAUUACGCGACACCUAUUGCACACAUCGCUGGUCUGCGACAAGUCCACACCAUGCCAACAAACCUUCGUUUUCGCUACGGAGCUUUCUCGGUAAUUUCUUGAGACCUGAAAGCAGUCCCCGGGGCCAUGGCAAGGUAUCAUGGACUCAACAACGUCGCCAUGAGACUUCUGCAGCCAAAGAUCCAGAACUUUGCGCGCAUUGCGGCGGAAAAACCGUUCCCAAGGCUAGAAGACACGUUGAAACUGGCAACCCUUCCAGCGGCUGGCACUGCAAAGCGUGUAUUCGGAACAUCCAUGCCCAUGGUCAUCUACCAACCGAGGAGCAGAUUGCAGCGACUAAUCGGCGAAAACGAAUCAGGGCCAGCGGAGAGGCAAGCAAAAUAAGUCCAUGUAGGCACUGCGGCGAGAUGACUGCUCCGAGAACUAGCCGUAAAUUCGUUGAUACGAAUAAUCCUUCUGCUGGGUUUCACUGCCGGACAUGCGUUCGACAUUUCAAUCAUCACGGCGCCCUCCCAACCGAGCAAGACCUCGCGGCGUUCAAGUACCGCAAAGAGAUGCGGAAGAGGAGUACGAGUAAACGUACCUCUACUGUCGCCUCAAAAAAUAAUGCAUUGGAUGAUUUGAUGACAGAAUCCAUGGCUCACGACCAUUCCCAGUCGCGCGGCGAUUCCAAGUCCCCUAAGCAGAUGAAACAGAGCCGUGGCGAGUACCCCUGCAUGCACUGUGGUGACAAAACUAUCUCCAGCAGUAAGCGUAGGCUUGUUGAGCCCCAGAAUCCUGCGGCAGGUUACUACUGCCAGCCAUGUACGCGGUCCCUACUUGAAACAGACUCUUUGCCGAGCAGUGCCAAAAUCGCAGCGCUCAGAAAGCUCAGAGCGACCCGUUCACAAAACAACCCCCGGGUCUUGAAAAGCCCUUGUCUUCACUGCGGUGAGAUCACCGCCCCUAGCAGCAAGCGCCGACUCGUUGACUCGAAGGACCCUCAAUCCGGGUAUUACUGCCGUGCUUGUGCGGAUUGUUUAAUCGAAACCAAUUCCCUGCCGAGCGAUAUACGCCUUGCAGUUCGCAGAGCGCGAGAGCAGGUCAGGCUGAAAAACUUGCAGGCCAGUCUAUCUAAAGAGUCGCAACCCACGGACUCUCAGGACGAAAAAGCUAUAUCAACAUACACGCCAACAGACAAUACCGCAAAUGCUUGCACACACUGCAAACCCGAGCAAACCAUGCCGAGCCCCUGA
Molecule: messenger RNA, 1344 nt
Organism: Penicillium vulpinum
Lineage: Eukaryota; Fungi; Ascomycota; Eurotiomycetes; Eurotiales; Aspergillaceae
Exons: 1
Coding region: 1-1344 (447 amino acids)
Source: RefSeq, a predicted model, not a curated record